GGAACACUGAACCAACAAUCUAAAUUCAUAAUUUUUAUGUUUGGAUUGCAGGGUUCAAUAUCUAUUAGCAUGACAUUAAAUCAAACAACGUUCUGCUUUGUUUGUACCCACUUGACUUCAGGGGAGAAAGAAGGAGAUGAAGUUAGAAGGAAUUCUGAUGUUACUGAAAUUUUAAGAAGAACGAGAUUUUCUUGUUCAUAUAAAGAUUUUAGGCAACCCCCUCCUCCUGAGAGCAUAUUGGAGCAUGACAAGAUUAUUUGGCUGGGGGAUUUGAAUUAUCGCCUGGUUGCUAGUAGCCACGACAUAAAUGAGUCAUUGACAAAAAAUGAAUGGCAGGCUCUUUUGGAGAAGGAUCAGCUAAAGAUAGAACAGAAAGCUGGUCGAGUAUUUAAAGGGUGGGAAGAAGGGAGGAUAUGUUUUGCCCCAACUUACAAAUAUGGCACCAAUUCUGACCAUUAUGUUGGCCAAACAUCUAAAUCAAAAGAGAAACAACGUACUCCUGCUUGGUGUGAUAGGAUAUUGUGGAAAGGUGAAGGGAUGAAACAGUUAUGGUAUGCAAGGGGAGAGUCUAGAUUUUCAGACCACAGAUCAGUUUAUUCCCUAUUUUCAGUCCAAGUCAAUUCAGCAAACUGCAUCCCAACCGCUAGAUCCUGCCCGCUAAAACUUCCUACAAGCACCAGCCUCUCCUCUUCGGGCCUAGCCAAGGUCCAAGCAGAGGAGCUCUUGAUUAUUCCAAGGACACAGAGCUGCGUAGAAACCAAUCCCAGAUUUUAUUGACAAUCCAGUUCCACAAGUUAUAGAAAGUAACCUGCCAUUACUGCCCUACUGGGGUCAGAACUCUUACCAAUACUGUAAGACAAGCAUCCACCAGGACAACUGCAGGGUCUCUGGCAUUUUUAUCAUCUGGGGGACUACCUGCAAGGCCAUGUGAUUGUUUUGAUAUGAACUUAUGAAGUGAUGAGGGAAUAUGUUCUGGGACCAAUAGCUCGAGACAGUUUUUGCUGUUUACCCUUUGCUGUCUAUGAUGAAAACCGUAAGUGGGGUUUGUCAUACAUCCACUGCUGCACGCCUGAUUUUUGACAUGACGGUGGUGGAUCAUGGGGAUGCUGAUGAUUGAACGGACGGGUAGAGGAGGGAAUUGGAAAGGAAAAGUUGGUAUUAUGAGCAUUCCUUAUUUCCAUGUCAAUAUGUCCAUGCGCUUUUAUGUUUCUCUUGGAAGCUGCCACCCAACCUGAUCAAGUGUUUCAGACUUUUGUUAGAGGAGUUCAGCUUUCUGCAGAGAAGGGUUCAAUUUUUUUUUUUUUUUCCUUUGCCUCUCAAAUUUUGAUGCUGGUGGAAGUGUACGUGGAAAGAUAUAGCUUCCGGGAGAGUCUCCUAUAUAUCUUAUAGCUGAAACUUUUCAACACUGUCUGAACAGAUUAAGAAAUAUAUAAUAAUGUAAUGCUUUGUUG
Molecule: messenger RNA, 1451 nt
Organism: Rubroshorea leprosula
Lineage: Eukaryota; Viridiplantae; Streptophyta; Magnoliopsida; Malvales; Dipterocarpaceae
Source: the annotation of a GenBank genome assembly